Molecule: messenger RNA, 1966 nt
Organism: Vitrella brassicaformis
Lineage: Eukaryota; Vitrellaceae
Source: the annotation of a GenBank genome assembly
AUGGCGAAAAGCCCGAAGGAGGAGGACCGUAUGAAGGCCGUUUUCGGCACUGGCGUUGAUGGGAAGGUGGGAGAGGGAUGUGAGGAGGACAAAGCGGCUGCUGCUGCUGAGGGCCAGAGCGGUAGGCGGCAUUGAUGCACUGCAUGGACUGAUGGACUGAUGGAUGGAUGCGCUGCUCCUGCCUAUCGUAGCUGACAGUGGUGGCGGCGCGGCUCUGUCGCUUAUGGACAAGUUCAAGGAUCUGUCCAUCUUUGAAGAGAACGGUGGUAGGAACGGGAGAGGUGGCAGGGAUGGCAUUGUUCUCUUGUUGGUUGGCCUCGUGUUCGUCAGGGUCGGUGUCUGCGGGUGGAAGCAUCCUCGACGUCGGUAAGAAAGCGGGAAGCGGCUCACACACUGCACUGCUGUCGAUGUAUGUGUGUGCUGCUGUCGUUCUGCUCUCACAGUUUUGGACAAAGAUCAGCACAAGACGCGUCAGAACCUCUACGACGGUACCCAUGCAGCCCUCACAGAACCACACACCCACAUCCGCUGUGUUUGGUUGUCAGUGGGGGAGGACUUCUCACCUGUGGCCCUCGCUGACGGGUGGACAUCCACACACACAGAUGCGACGCACAGAGACAUGAUCCAUCGGCUCCCCUUCUACCUCUGCAGGGCGUUCAAGUACUCGAAGGUGGUGUUCUACUCAGACAGUGGGCCCACGAAGCAAGUACAACGGACCCAGCUGCCCCCAUAUGAGCCUGCCUGAGUCCGUGGUGUGUGUGGUGUGUGUGGUGUGCGUGGUGUGUGUGGUGUGUGGCUGCAGGGCGACCUGUACGUGACGACGACGGCCGUCAGCCUCACUACCAAGGACAAUGGUGAGCCAAUGCAGCCGCUCACUCGUCUUUGUGUUAUUCUCCUGCCCUUCUGCCAGAGUUCGUGUGGGACUACACCAAGAUCGAGAAAUGCAUGCUACUCGGGGCGUAAGUGUGUGUUGCGAGGCUGCAGUUCCCACCCACUGCUUUGUGCGUGCCUUCCAGUGAGCUGCUCCUCACCUACAUGCACGAGGACAUCAAACUCAAAUUCGCCGUCCCCGUGAGCUCGAAAAGGGACAAAAGGAGGGGUGUGUUACGGUUGCAUGUGUUCACUGUCAGGCGGUGGCGUACGGUGCCGCCAUAGCGAUCCGCAGCAGCAGCGAGAAGGCAAACACGAGCAUCGAGUUCACGGUGGGCAAUCGGAUACAUAUAUGGCAUUAUUACAUGCAACCAAAUCAUUUUAUUGCUGUCGUUUCUCUUUCUGUAUGUGCAGGGCCUGGAGGUCGCUGAGAAGUCGCUCAACAAGGCCGUAGCUGAGGAGGCCGCGCAGAAGGCAGAGAAGGCGGACAUAGGUAAGAAGAACGCUCUGCACCAUUCACUCAUACACACAUGGAUGGAUGGAUGGAUGGAUGCUUGCCUUUCCGUAGGUGUGGCCAAGUUGUCUGAGUUGCCUGACUCGUCUGUGUGGAAGGAGGGUAGGAAGGAAGAAAUACAUAUCCAUGGGCCGAUGGAAAUGUCCGCUGCAUUUGCAGAUAAGGACCGGUCUGAGAGUCGCGUCUGGACAGCAGGUGAGCCCCUGAUCAUGUCCAUACACUCAUACAGCGGGAGAGAAACUGACGUCUGCCUGUGUCUCUUCGAUUUGUUUGCAGGGUCUGCCUUCGGCGGCGUGCAGCCCGGCCAGACGCACGAGGUGCAGCAGAGUGCACAGGCCGUGGCUGGCGGCGCACUCGAGCGGGCGUCAGGGGACACCUUCGAGCUGCUCGAGGCCGCAAUGGCGCACAGCAGCGGCCAGGGGCAACUGGCGGACACAGACGUGGGGCCACUCAAGUGACGGACAGACAGACUGACAGACAGUCCAUCGAUCCAUACGUGCGUGUGCGUGAAGGGUAUAGGGGGCUGUAGUUUCUGAGACGGACUAUAGGGGGCUGGGCGUUUCCUUCGUGUGUACACAUGGG